CUCUGUGCUCGAGCAAUGACUGCUCUGUGUGUGUCUAGGUUUGGGUGUGGCCAUCCAUCCAUCAGUGGGCGGGCAAGUCAUCACCUGGCUGUCCGUACGUUCGUCACACAUGAGCCUGUCCGUCUGUCUGGCCAACUAUGUACACAUCUACAAGUGGUCGCUCCAACCGAACACUCGCGCCAAGCCCACAACUGAAGUGCUCACAAGACCCCCUCCCCAGCAGAUCUACCCGCCUCACUCCAGCUUCAUCUUCAGUCUGCGCGUGACAGCGAUGACGGGCCCCUCAUACUUGACGGGCUGCACCGGCUCCUUCUCAAGGGGCGCUGGAGGGACAUUCACCUGUUGUCAAAACAAACACACACACACACACAGACAGACAGAGAGCGAUGGUUCCACGCAGUCCCGUGCAGUCAGUGUACAUGCUCAUCGACUGACCUCUUCUCCCGGUUUGAGCAGCCCGACACUCAUGGGCGACAUGUGCCCCACAAAGGCGUCGUUCCAAUCCCGUGUUCUCUCCUCCGUCCACGGCUUGGCCUUCUUGUCAAACAGAGUCGGGUUCUUUAUCUCGUCCAUGACAAUCCAGCUGACGCCGAAGAAGAUGCCCGUCGCCCACACGCACACCCUCCACUGCGGGCUGCCCUGCAGCGGCGCGUACCGCUUGAAGUUCCGCCACCACUUCUUGAACGACCCAAGAGGUGAGCCUACCGCUACGGACUCUGGCGGAGGAAGCUUGGGUGGUGGCUGGUGAAGGUUAAACGGAUCCAGACUCAUCUUCGGCGGUU
Messenger RNA from Vitrella brassicaformis, 782 nucleotides. The record is from the annotation of a GenBank genome assembly. NCBI's taxonomy places the organism in Eukaryota, Vitrellaceae.